AUGUUCAUAAGCAUUGUCACCAUGGCCCUGGCCCAUGACCCCUGUGAAGCAUUGCUGUUUGCCUUGAAUGACCUUGAGGAGGAAAACUUCAAGACAUUAAAGUUCCACUUGCAGAACAUGACCCAGCAUAAUGGUCAUCGGCAGCUGGCCCGAGAGGAGCUGAAAAGCCUGAGUCCAGUGGACCUGGCAUGUCGACUCAUUCUAAUGUAUGGAGCACACAAGGCUGUGAAAGUGGUGCUUAAGGGCUUGAAAAAGAUGAAUCUGUUGGAACUCGUGGACCAGCUCAACCAUGUUUGUCUGAAUGAUUACAGAGAAAGAUACCGAGAGUUUGUGCACUGCCUAGAGGAGAGGCAAGAAUGGCGAGUCAAUGGCAACUAUAACCAGCUGCUUCUGGUGGCCAAGUCCAGCCCAGGGAUCUCAGAACCACCUGCCUGUCCUACCCUGGAGCAGCAGCUAGACUGGGUCAUGGUGAAUGCUCUGUUUGAUCCAGGGGAAAAGCUCCACAAGCCCACAGUGGUGCUUCAGGGGUCUGCUGGCACUGGAAAGACAAUCCUGGCAAGAAAAAUGGUGUUGGACUGGGCCACUGGUAGCCUGUUUUCAAGCCAAUUUGAUUAUGUCUUUUACGUUAGCCGCAGGGAAGUGAUUCUGCUGCCGGAGUGGGAGCUAGACCAGCUCCUCUUCUGGUGUUGUGGGGAUAAUCAAGCACCUGUCAAAGAGAUUCCUAGGUAGCCAGAACGGCUCCUGUUCAUCCUGGAUGGCUUUGAUAAGCUGCAGAGGCCUUUUGCUGGUAAGUUGAUGAGGCCAAGGUUGAGUCUCAUGGAGGACCUGCUGCAUCUUCUAAUUAGGAAAAAGAUUCUUUCUGAGUCCUCCCUCAUCACCACUCAGCCCCUGGCUUUGAAGAAUCCGGGGUGCUUGCUGGAGCAACCACAUCAUGUCCAUAUCCUAGGCUUCUCUGAGGAGUAGAGGAGAAGGUAUUUCAGCUCCUAUUUCACAGAUGAGAAGCAAGCCAGAAAUGCCUUUGACUUUGUACAAAGAAAUGAUGUUCUCUACCAAGCGUGCCAGGUUCCAGGUAUUUGCUGGGUGGUCUGCUCAUGGCUAAAGGAGCAGAUGGAGAGAGGCAGGGCAGUCUCAGACAUAUUCAGUAGGAACACUGACAUCUACAUGCCCUAUGUCUCCACCUUCCUGCCACCCAAUGACAAUGGGGACUUCUUGGAGCUUCCCCGGCACAGGGUCCUGAGGGGUCUAUGCUCCCUGGCAGCUGAGGGGAUCCAGCACCAGAGGGCCCUAUUUGAAGAAGCCAACCUCAGGAAGCACAACGUAGAUGGGCCCGGCCUUGCUGCCUUCCUGAGCAGUAACGAUUACCAAGAGGAGCUUGACAUCAAAAAGAUGUACAGCUUCCACCAUAUUAGCUUCCAGGAAUUUUUUUAUGCCAUGUCCCAAAUGGUGAAAGAGGACCACAGCCAGCUGGGAGAGGAGUCCUGCAGAGAGCUGGAAAGGCUGCUGGAGACAAAGAAUGAGGAUAUGACCCUCAUUAUGCAGUUUUUAUUGGACAUACUGAAAGAAGAUAGCAGCUCCUCGAAUUUGGAGCUAAAGUUCUGUUUCAGAAUUUCUUCCUGGAUAAUGCAGGAUCUGAAGUAUUUUAAAAAACAACUGAAAUCUAUAAUGCAUAACAGCACCUGGGAUUUGGAAUUCUCCCUGUAUGAGUCUAAAAUCAAGAACCUGGUGAAGGGUGUUCAGAUGAGUGACGCAUCAUUUAAGAUGUCACAGUCACAUGAAAAGAGGGCCCACGUGGGGCACUUAUUUUCUGUCAAAACCAGCUUGAGAAAUGGGAAUGAAGAGGAGCAAAAAACGUCCUCUUGGGGCAAAGAUAAUACAGCAGGGACACAAAAGGAGGGGGCUUCUAAUGGAAAAGGCAAAGGGACUGAGGAACUAGAGACAAGGAAGUUAGGAGCAGUCAGAUGGGGAAGAACAGAAGUGGGGACAAUAGAGCUGAAGGGUCAGAGUGAUGAUGGGGUGGAGGGACAGGAGCAUUAG
This is a messenger RNA of Trichechus manatus latirostris (Florida manatee), 2034 nucleotides long. RefSeq names its product NLR family pyrin domain containing 10 (gene NLRP10). Gene Ontology annotation, cellular component: cytoplasm. The record is from RefSeq and is a predicted model, not a curated record. Gene Ontology annotation, biological process: positive regulation of inflammatory response. NCBI's taxonomy places the organism in Eukaryota, Metazoa, Chordata, Mammalia, Sirenia, Trichechidae.